Messenger RNA from Funneliformis caledonium, 3696 nucleotides. NCBI's taxonomy places the organism in Eukaryota, Fungi, Glomeromycota, Glomeromycetes, Glomerales, Glomeraceae. The record is from the annotation of a GenBank genome assembly.
AUGGCUACAUUGGACACUGCGCAUAAUUAUACCGAUUCUUUCUUGGGUGUAGCAACCCAAUUAGGAAUAUCUGCCUCCAUCUCCUUGUAUUGUUUAUUACAAUUUGAAUGGAAUCGAAGGAAAAAAUCAAUGCAAUAUUUAUAUACUCCUAGGACAAAGCUAGCAAAAAAUCCUUCACCACCAAUACCAUCAGGUUUAUUUUCAUGGAUAAGGGCAACUAUAUUCUUAUCAGAUGAAUUUUAUUUAAAGAAUGUUGGACUUGAUGCAUUGAUGUAUAUUCGAUUUUUAAGGAUGGCAUUUCAAUUUGUACUACUUAAUGCCCUUACUGUUGGGUUAAUUCUAAUGCCAAUACAUUAUACAUAUAAUAAUAAAGAUGGAGACAAAAAAGAGGACGACGGUGUAACAAGACUUUCUGUUAGUAAUAUUUCUUCUGACGAUAUCAAUAUUUUGUGGGCCCAUACAGUUUGUACGUAUAUAGUGAGCAUUAGUUGGAUGUUCCUUUCAUAUAAAAACUAUUAUGAUUAUAUGAAUUUACAUCGGCAACAUCUUAUGGAUCAGGUGUCGGAUGGUUCAAUAUCCGUACGGACUGUUAUGGUAUCUAGAAUACAUAAAGAUUUAAGAUCUGAAGAGAAACUUCAAGAAUUUGUUAGCAAUCUUGGAUUAGGUGAAGUGGAGUCUGCUAGAAUGGUAAGACAUACUGGAAAAUUAGAUCGAAAAAUCUCUAGGAGAGAAAAUGCACUUUUAUCGUUAGAAAAAGCCCAUAUUCAGCUUGCAAAAAAUGUUUGUAAUGCUAUAAAAAGGAAGAAGUUACUUGGGACUGGGUUUUGGUCAAAACUAUUUGGUUAUUCUAGUGAAAUACCUACUUUGGCUCUUGAAACAGGUGAAAAUCAAAAAAUUCAAAAUCUUUUUGAUUGGUUAGAUCCACGAAAAAAGAGACGUGCAAAUACAAGUGAAGCAUCAGAGAAUGAUGAAAAUGUGAUCAGACAUUCUAAACAUUCCACAUCCGAAACUUUCACAAGUGAUGAUUUAAUGGAUCGUGAAGAUGGAUAUGGACGUCAAUUCCGAAUUUGGAAUGCUCUUCAUCAUAUAUCCAAGGAUAAUCUUGAUAAAUUUCAGCCAACACACAGAACCGGAUUUCUUGGAAGUAAAAAACGUGUUUAUUCUAUUGAUCAUUUCUUAAAGAAAUUUAAUUUCCUUGAUCGUCGUAUCGCUGAAUUACGUUCAAAGUCGAUCCAAGAACCUCCUUAUAAGGCUACAAGUACAGGAUUUGUCACGUUUAAAGAUCAUAUCGGUGCGCAAUUAUGUGCUCAAAGCAUAAUGUGUUCAGUACCCCAUACUUGUACAACAAGGAUGGCUCCUGAGCCAAGAGACAUUCUUUGGGAUAAUUUGACAAUGUCAUUCAAAGAAAAAUUAUUUCGUUAUCUCUUUGUAAAUGCUUGUGUCUGGGCAUUGACUAUCUUUUGGCUUUUUCCAAUCGUUGCCUUCCUUACCCUCACGUCUAUCAAUUCACUCUCCGAAAGAUUUGAAUUUCUAAAACAAUUCUUUUUGACAUCGCCAACUAUAUCGACAUUACUUCAAAAUGUACUACCAACCGUCUUGGUUUCAUUCUUUAUGGCAAUUUUGCCUUGGAUUCUGAUGGAAAUAUCAAAGCAAGAAAGUUUUUCUUCAUAUUCGGAACUUGAAGAAGCUGUUUUAAUACGAUAUUAUCAUUUUUCAUUUUUCAACGUGUUCCUUGUGUUCUUACUGGGUAUCACAUUUUUACAGUCCAUUGUUAAGGUUCUUGAUAAACCCACAUCCAUUCUUGACGUUUUAGCUACCAAUAUGCCUAAGGGAGCCACAUUUUUCAUAAAUUAUAUCAUAUUUAGUACCUGUACUCAUGGACUUGAACUUGUUCAAGUUGGAUCACAGUUAUUUCUUCACAUCAUUCUUACUUCUCGAUUUGUAUCAACAACUCCCCGCAUGCUUCAACGCGUAACACAUCCUUGGUCAUUUCAAUUCUAUUAUUAUUACCCAAUUCAUAUCCUAAUUCUCGUUAUUACCAUCACUUAUUCUGUGAUUAAUCCUUUAAUCUUAAUAUUCUCACUUAUCUAUUACGCUACAGCAUUAGUUGUAUUCAAGCAUCAGUUUGCAUACUGUUAUGUACGUCGAUACGAAGCAGGAGGGAAAUUCUAUCGACGCGUUUUUCGUUAUUCAACAGAUGGUUUGAUUAUAUUUCAGCUUACCAUGAUUGGUUUGAUAUGGUUGCGUAAAGGAAUUGUGGUUGGCGCUGUGUUAGUACCUCUUUUGAUAGGCACCGGGUAUUUUAAAUAUUAUUGUCAUAAGACAUUUUAUUCCAGAACGCAUUAUUUAGCUUUGGAUUCCAAACAACAUAAUCGUGUACAGAAUGAACAAAAUGAGCAAAGUAGGAAUCAUGUUGCUAAUACGAAUGAAAAUGUUGGUGUAUUAUCAGAGAAAGUAUUAAUUGAUUCAACCGAACCUUCUCAUGUCGAGAAAGAAACUGCUGCAGAAAAUAAGGGUAAAACUAUCAAAAUUAAAAGUUCUAAUAUAGGUGGUAUAUCAAAUAAUAAGGAAGGUGAUAUUGGAAUAGGUUCAAUGUUUUCGAGACGUACAAAUGGAUUUAGUAGGUUGGAAGGAGAUGAUAGCACGGACAGUGAGACUAGUAGUUUUACUAGCACAAAAAAAGAUUCCGUUAAAAAAAAUGUAGUCAUUAUGGAUACUAUCGAAAGCGAUAGUCAAAGUUCAAAGGAUGAUGUCAAGAAUAAAAAUUCAAAAAGUUCUUUAGAAAUGGUUAGAAUAUCUACGGAAAAAUCACAUCAUAACUCGUCAGAUAAAGUUAACAUACAAAAGUCGAGUUCAUUACCUCAAUUUGUGAUUUCGUCGAAUGAACAAGAUAAAGAGAGCGCAAAUGGUAAUGGUCUUUCCUCUAAUAUCAUAGAUGGCAAUUUUGAUAAAUUAUUAAGUCCUACCAUUACUAGUUCAAUUAUUAAUUUACCAACUGAAUUACUUAAAUCUAAAGUAGCUUUAGCUACAGGGUCAACGGAUAAUAUGAUCAAUCAUGAUAAUAGUUCAAGUUCAAGUCAAAUUCAAGAGAUAUCCACUAAAGCUAAUAAAGUAUUAACAAUCGUUCCUCCGGAAGCCAGAAGCAAUCAUCUUAAUGUACAAAUCAUUUCACCGGUUGGAUAUUCGAGACAUGCUUCACGUUUACCUUCAAGAGGAAAUCUACGAGGAUGUUAUCAUCCAGCACAUUUUACACAUGAUCCAAAUCUUAAAGUACUUCAGGAUGAAACAUCAACAUACCAAACUUACACACAUCCGAAUCUUGUUAAAGCUUUAAAUCGUAAACUUUGGCUACCUCGUAAUCCUCUAAAGAAAAUUUCUGUAGAGGAUAAUGUUGAAUUAGAUAAAGCAUUGACAUCUAGUGAAGGAGGACCUGGUAUCGUUGGAUACUGGGGUGCCUCUUCGCCAUUUUUAGGUGAAGCCAAAGUCAGUAUUUAUGGAGAUCAUGAAUUUCCUUCAAGAUUAUUUCAUUUACGAAGAGCGACAAGUGAAGGAGAAAACCAAAAUGCGAGACAUGAACGAAGAUGUACAGAAGAUGGACAACUUGUUUUUCAAAGGGCUGAAGAAAAUAUAGUCAGUUUAAAAGAAUUUGGAAGUGAAUUAGCACCAGGUGAAUUAUCAAGUGGAGAAGAAUAUUAA